Physeter macrocephalus (sperm whale) is the source of this 1534-nucleotide messenger RNA. Its product is annotated as growth factor receptor-bound protein 10. Gene Ontology annotation, molecular function: insulin receptor binding. Gene Ontology annotation, biological process: negative regulation of insulin receptor signaling pathway; insulin receptor signaling pathway; negative regulation of Wnt signaling pathway. The record is from RefSeq and is a predicted model, not a curated record. The coding region runs from base 16 to 1176 and encodes 386 amino acids. The transcript is spliced from 12 exons. Lineage: Eukaryota; Metazoa; Chordata; Mammalia; Artiodactyla; Physeteridae.
GAUGCCAGCCCCUGGAUGCCAGCUGUUGUGCUGUACUACUGUACUUUCCAAGAGAGGUGCUUGGAAGACCAUGAGCUGGUGGUCCAGGUAGACGGCACCAUGGCAAGCGAGAGUAAAUUUUUAUUCCGGAAGAAUUAUGCAAAAUACGAGUUUUUCAAAAAUCCCACGAAUUUCUUCCCAGAACAGAUGGUUACCUGGUGCCAGCAGUCAAACGGCAGUCAGACCCAGCUUUUGCAGAAUUUUUUAAACGCCAGUAGUUGUCCUGAGAUUCAAGGGUUUUUGCACGUGAAGGAGCUGGGAAGGAAGUCGUGGAAGAAGCUGUACGUGUGUUUGCGGCGAUCCGGCCUCUACUGUUCCACAAAGGGAGCUUCAAAGGAGCCCAGACACUUGCAGCUGCUGGCCGACCUGGAGGAUAGCCGCAUCUUCUCCCUGCUGGCCGGCAGGAAGCAGUAUGGUGCCCCCACGGACUACGGCUUCUGCAUAAAGCCAAACAGAGUCAGGAACGAGGCCAAGGAGCUGCGGUUGCUCUGUGCCGAGGACGAGCAGAGCCGGACGUGCUGGAUGACGGCCUUCAGGCUCCUCAAGUAUGGGAUGCUCCUUUACCAGAACUACAGAAUCCCUCAGCAGAGGAAGGCUGUGCUGUCCCCCUUCUCAACUCCAGCGCGCAGUGUCUCUGAGAACUCCCUUGUGGCCAUGGAUUUUUCUGGGCAAACGGGAAGAGUGAUCGAGAACCCGGCUGAGGCUCAGAGUGCCGCCCUGGAAGAAGGCCACGCCUGGAGGAAGCGAAGCACGCGGAUGAAUAUCGUCGGGAGCCAAAGCCCCCUCCACCCUUCCACCCUAAGCACAGUGAUUCACAGGACGCAGCACUGGUUUCACGGCAGGAUCUCCAGGGAGGAGUCACACCGGAUCAUUAAGCAGCAGGGGCUCGUGGAUGGGCUUUUUCUCCUCCGUGACAGCCAGAGUAAUCCAAAGGCAUUUGUCCUCACAUUGUGUCACCAUCAGAAAAUUAAAAAUUUCCAGAUCUUACCUUGCGAGGAUGACGGGCAGACCUUCUUCAGCCUUGACGACGGGAACACCAAAUUCUCUGACCUGAUCCAGCUUGUUGACUUUUACCAGCUGAACAAAGGGGUCCUGCCUUGCAGACUGAAGCACCACUGCAUCCGCGUAGCCUUAUGACCUCAGGUCUACCCUGGCUGCAGGCUGGAGGACACUGACACUGGAGUGAAGAGGUCUGUGCAUCGUUCAGAACACACGUCUGUCUGCACCUUGGGGCUCGGAGCAAGAUGGGUGCGUUCGGCGCUGACCGACCACGAUCGGCUGGUUUGUUGGACUUGACGAUGAUUUGCUGCUGCAGAUCCAGUAGGGCCGCGCCCCUCUCGCUGGCCUCAUCCGGGAGGUCGGAAGACAGCAGACUCGAGAAUAAACUGGAAUGAUGGUCUUGGCUGGGCCGUGGAGGAACACAAGCUGGAGAGAAGUGAUUGGAAAUGAACUCUCGCCCUGGAAUAAUCUUGACAAUUAAAACUGAUAUGUUUAC